AUGCCGAGGCCUGCAUGGACUUCAAGGCAAACCUCAUCUUCAUUACUGCUUCACCGAUCACUGCUACUACCAGGAUCCUCACCAUCGCAUUCAUAUGUAAACCAUCAACACGCUCGCUCUCUGAAUGUCUUCGCAGAGUUUGUAAAGUCUAUAAGGAGGCAGAUUGAUGAAAACAAGGAUUUCCAAAAGAGUGUCAAACAGCUGUCUGCUGAGACUAACAAGAUCACUGAAUCAGAAAUGAUGCAAGCAGCCGCCAAAGCAGCAGCAGCAGGUGCCGAAUCCACGUCCAAGGUAGUCCAACAAGUGAAAGCAACAGCAGGAAAAGUCGCCGAAAACGUCCAACACGUAGUAGAAUCCGAAUCAUUUCGUAAAACAGCAGAAGGCGCUACCUACGUGGCUGGGAAAGUCGGUGAAGCAGCAUCCAAAAUAUCCGACCCUAUAAUGGACACCCAAGUGGCCAAAGCUGUAGCAGCAGGUGCCAAACAAAUCCAAAAGGAAAUCGCAGAGGGUGCAAACCCUCGAUAUAUGGAAUACAAGCCCAAAGAUGUGCGAGAACGGGAACGUGCUGAACGGCUCGCUGAUGCUCGUGCCGCAAACCCAUUCGGUGCUCACCAUGCCAUACCAGUCUCUGCAAACCCAGAGGCAGAUGGAUCAGUCGUCGAACAUAAAGAAUCGAAAUGGUCGGGAGCGUGGAAGUCAUUCAAGGAAAACAAUCCCUUGACGAAAUCGUUACUGCAAGCUCAUCGCCGUAUCGAAGAAUCUGAUUCACCGUUUAUGGAUCGUGUGAGAGGUAUCAUGUAUACUGUACAGGGAGCAUUUGAGGAGACUGAGCAGGCUCAAGUUGUGAGAGCUAUACAGACGGUUGAGCCUGGAUUUUCGAUAGAUAAUUUUAUAAGGGAGGCUACGAGGUGGAUGAUUCCUGACAUAAUGGAAACGUAUUUGAGAUCGGACAAAGUUGGGCUAAAGGAUUGGGUUAAUGAUGUGACAUACUCCAUCCUCAACGUCGGAAUCCAAGCCCAAGAAACUUCAGGCCUAAAAUCCGACUGCAAACUCCUCGAUCUCCGUAACGUUGAACUAGCACAAGCCAAACUCUUAGAAAACGGUAUACCAGUUCUCGUACUUACAUAUCGAACUCAAGAAGUUCUUGUAUUCAGAGAUCGAUUGUCGGGUGCUAUAAAACUGGGCAGUGAAGACCAAAUCAUGCAUGCUGCUUAUGCUAUGGUACUGACGAAAGACCAGGUGCUCGAUCCUACUAUACCGGUUAAUCCUAGGACGAAUGGGUGGAGGAUUACGGAGAUGGUUAAGCAGGAUAGUCGGCAGGGGUUGUAG
This is a messenger RNA of Synchytrium microbalum, 1329 nucleotides long. RefSeq lists its product as uncharacterized. Gene Ontology annotation, molecular function: protein-folding chaperone binding. The coding region runs from base 1 to 1329 and encodes 442 amino acids. Lineage: Eukaryota; Fungi; Chytridiomycota; Chytridiomycetes; Synchytriales; Synchytriaceae. The transcript is spliced from 3 exons. The record is from RefSeq and is a predicted model, not a curated record. Gene Ontology annotation, cellular component: mitochondrial inner membrane. Gene Ontology annotation, biological process: protein import into mitochondrial matrix.